AUGGAGCACCUUGCCCGUGUUGUUGACGCGUUCAAAAUUGUAUUUGAAUUAUGUGUACUACUUAAAUGUAAAGUUCCAAAAACAUCUCGACUACAAACGAAUACAGCCCCUCAAAGCGUCUCCAAAAAUCGCAAUUCGUCCUUAUGCCAAAGCCCACAAGUCUUCUGCUCUCGGACAGUUGCAACUGCCACUUUCCCACGCGUGUGCUGCCAGAAGGUUGGCAAAGCUGAAGCCAUGUUCCACGGAGGGGUACGCGACAUCCUAUUAAGCAACGAAGUGUACGGGCUGGAGAGAUACGAACGCAUGGCGGUAUUAGCCAAAGUAGGAGCCAUGAUCAGUCUCAUUUUCGACAACAUUGAGACUGUACAGAAAGCAGCACAAGUGGCAGAGGCCCAAGGCGUUCACUUCCGAGCUUUGGUGGAAGUGAAGGUGGGCCAGGAUCGAUGUGGCGUUGAUAUGGUAGAAGAGGCCGUGGAAUUGGCCAAACAGAUAGAGAGCUAUGCUCCGAGGCUGCAGAUGGUGGGCAUUCAGGCGUAUCACGGCGCUGCCCAACAUAUUCGAAGCUACGACGAGAAGAAGACGGUGAUUGCAGGCGUCGUGGAGAAGGCCAAGAGUGUGAGAGACGCGCUAGUGACGGAAGGAGUGAAGUGUAACGUGGUUACUGGAGGAGGGACUGGGACGUAUUUACUAGAAGCUUCGAGCGGGGUUUUCACAGAGUUGCAGCCUGGCUCGUACUUGUUCAAUGACGCCGACUAUGCCAGGAACUUGGGAGAAGACGGAGAGGUUGUCAGAGACUGGGAACAGAGUUUGCAUGUAUUGACGACGGUAAUGAGCAAGAAUGGGAAUGCUGCCGUGCCGCGUGUAGUGGUGGAUGCAGGCACAAAGGCAGUGUCACUAGACUCGGGGUCGCCAGCAGUACACACGAUGGUCGAUGGGGAGAAAGUGCCGACUCCGUUAGAGUAUCACGGAGGAGACGAUGAGCAUGGAAUUCUAAAGCCAGCGCAGAACGUCGCAGCUGCGAAGAGAGUCGAACUUCCCGCUCUGGGCAGCAAAGUGCUGCUUGUUCCGGGCCAUUGUGAUCCCACUACAAACAUUUACGACUAUCUCGUUGGAUACCGCGGAGAUCUCGUUGAACAUGUUUGGGAGAUAGAAGCUCGUGGCCCAGGUAACUAGUACCUAUACGUGUAUUAACCUAUACGACUGCCAGAUUAACAGGACGUAAGUGCUGAACGAAACU
Phytophthora infestans T30-4 is the source of this 1237-nucleotide messenger RNA. Its product is annotated as threonine aldolase. The transcript is spliced from 2 exons. The record is from RefSeq and is a predicted model, not a curated record. NCBI's taxonomy places the organism in Eukaryota, Oomycota, Peronosporomycetes, Peronosporales, Peronosporaceae. The coding region runs from base 1 to 1173 and encodes 390 amino acids. Gene Ontology annotation, molecular function: D-serine ammonia-lyase activity. Gene Ontology annotation, biological process: D-serine catabolic process.